AUGGAUGCCACCACAUUAGCCCACAGAAAAAAUUUAAAAACCUGGACCAACAACCUACAACAGAUGGCAUCUGAUAAUGUAUUGCACAUUCCGUACAGCUCCCAUAAAGACAGAGUGGUGAUAAGUGAUCCAUACACCAGGUUACUGCUGAGGCGAUAUGCUGGUGAGCAACCACUACUGAUAGAGGCAGAAGUAACAAAACUGUUUGACCUCCUUGGAUACCACAACAAGGAGCUCCAGGCUUUAGUGCAGUCAUUUGGGAGGUCUGAAAUAGCACCACCACCAUACAGACCCUUCCUAAAAAAUUUGGCUUUGGACAGUCCAAUAUGUGGCAUGUUCCAUCCAUCUGACCACCUACAACAGAUCAUACAGAAAAUGAAAAUAAAAGAUCCAAAGUCAUCGCCAGAGUUACUCGAGGAGCUGCAAAUGCAGUUACCAUUGGUUUACAAGUUGGUGUGUUCAAUCAACCAUACCCCAUACCAUUUGGUGGAAUUGCUAGAGUCCUUAGUUGAAAAAGCAGCAAACAGUUACCCUGAAAACACCACUGCCACUUCUUUGAUGGACAAUCACCUUCUCAAGGACAGCUUUUUCCCAUCACUCCUACCAUUAAGAUCUCGAGGGACCUACAAGAUGGAUUUUACAACUAAUAAAAAGGGCAAAUACGAAUGCACAAAGAGCAAAGGACACCCUAGUUUGCUACCUGGUGUUUUCUGCCUCUUCUGUGAACAUGGAGUUUGCUAUGGAUAUGAGUUGAUGGAUUCUAGUGAAUCUCCAAAUGUUCCAUUUACAUUGAUAUUAACUCGGUUCAAAAAAGCUCCAUCUAUGGUCAUUUACGACAACGCUUGUAGGAUGCACUCCUACUGUCUGAACAGGCAUCCUGAUUUCUUCAAAGACACAUGGUUUCUAGUCGAUCGACUGCAUUGGUUUAACCAUCGAGGGUGUAAUGAUGGGUACAACCUAAAUGAAUAUGUGCAAUUCAAUACCAUAAACAGUCAGGCUGCAGAGCAAUGCAACAGUUCCCUAGGAAAACUUAAAUCAAUGCUUUCUUACAUGACAAAUUACAACUUUCAUCUUCAUUGCAAGUUCUACCUGUGGGUUCUUAAUAAAAGAAAACAGAAUGCUAACAAGUGAUUAUGUGAAAAAGAUUUCCAAAAAUUUGUUGA
This is a messenger RNA of Ostrea edulis (European flat oyster), 1163 nucleotides long. RefSeq lists its product as uncharacterized. The record is from RefSeq and is a predicted model, not a curated record. Lineage: Eukaryota; Metazoa; Mollusca; Bivalvia; Ostreida; Ostreidae. Bases 1 to 1131 code for a protein of 376 amino acids. The transcript has 5 exons.